This is a messenger RNA of Papilio xuthus (Asian swallowtail), 1032 nucleotides long. RefSeq lists its product as uncharacterized. NCBI's taxonomy places the organism in Eukaryota, Metazoa, Arthropoda, Insecta, Lepidoptera, Papilionidae. Gene Ontology annotation, molecular function: nuclease activity. The coding region runs from base 145 to 870 and encodes 241 amino acids. The record is from RefSeq and is a predicted model, not a curated record. The transcript is spliced from 5 exons.
CACUGUUGACUGGUACGAGAGUAUAGCGUCUUGAAUCAUUGGUCCCUGCUUUUAUGAGCUUAUAAUUAAAUUAUUUGUAAAGCAUUUGGCUUUUAGGUUAUUACUUAUUUGCCAAUCUGAUGCUGCUUUUUUUCGUAUACCACUAUGUCUAAACGCACGGUGCUGAAUGAAAUUUACAAAGGACUGGUGGAGUCCAUAUGUAUACCAGCUGAGCUGCAUCAUAAGAACGGCAAGAGGUAUGCCAGCUUUGGCACAGUAGUACCUAUACAUUGCUGCACCCCUGAGGAGGUUAAAGAACGCGUGAACAACACUCAUCAUUACUGCGAUGUGUUCGCCGAGGAACUUCUAGCGCCGCUCGGCGAACUUGCCUUUGUCCGACUCGAUGAAAAUACAGCUGAGAAGGUAUUUAUCAACCGUAGUAAGCGUGUCCUGAUAGUAUCCAGCGACGGUCGUUUAGCGCAAUGGCGUUGCGCACCAACAUUCGAGUCCGCUAAUCACUAUAUUGCUGGCACACCGAUCGUCAACAAAGAAGGUGCCUUAGUAUCGGUUGUCACUGCUAAAAGAGGAAAUCAUUACGCCGUUUCUAACUUUGAAGGCGAAGGUGGAUAUUUCGAAACAACUUUACCAUGGGAAAUGGUUCAUCCUAUGCAGGGAGAAGUAAUUUAUGGCGACCAAACGUUUUCUUCGCGGGACGAGUUAAGAAAACAUUUGGCGAAUUUAUCACCGGCAGAAGUAACUUCCGAUCUACCAGUGCGACCUGUGUUGUUGACAGGAGUCACUCCAAGAAUAACUUUAAUUACCCAUAACGGAAGACAACUUGCCCAUUAUUAUCUUUAUGGAGUCCACGCUUCAGAUGUUCAAUACUUAUAAAGAUUUCCCUACAUUAACCAAUAACCACCAAUAAUGUACAAAAUAUAUCGAUUUGCAUCUCGUGAAAAUCGAUUUUUAUAUCCCUAUAUACAUUUUUAAACUUUGUUAAAAACUCAAACCAGUUCAGUAAUUUUAAGACUUUAAUUACUUAAUUGACCAUUA